Molecule: messenger RNA, 325 nt
Organism: Moneuplotes crassus
Lineage: Eukaryota; Ciliophora; Spirotrichea; Euplotida; Euplotidae
Source: the annotation of a GenBank genome assembly
UAUGGACGGUGGAUUUGUAGAAAGUACUUCGAAUGAUAGUGCAGGGCUUACAAAGAUUUCUGGAUGGAAAGGACUGGUAGAGGCUAAAGCUGGGACUGAAUAUGCGAGUUUUGAGCCAGUACACUAUACAACCCAGGUUGUAGCAGGGACUAAUUAUAAGGCGAAGGUCAAAGUUUCGGAUAGUGAAUACAUCCAUAUCCUCGUCUUUGAAGGCUUCUCUUCAGCUGAGCCAACAGUAAUGAGUGUUGAAAGUGGAAAGACACUGGAAGAAGCCCUUAACUAGACCUUUUAUGACAAAAGAUACUUACCCUAUUUCAACCUUAUA